This is a messenger RNA of Paramecium primaurelia, 838 nucleotides long. The record is from the annotation of a GenBank genome assembly. Lineage: Eukaryota; Ciliophora; Oligohymenophorea; Peniculida; Parameciidae.
AUGGAGAAUUUUAAACUUGAGUAAAUCGAAGAUUAUAUGUAUCAAUCGCUAUAGAAUUUUAGAUCAGUUAUAGAAAUCAAGAGAGAAGAUUCUAAAAAAAAGGGUUAACUAAAAUAAACUUAAUAAUAUAUAGAAAAGAUUGAUGAUUUGAAUUCUAUUUCUAUAAUCUAUAAAUCAAUUAAAUAAGCUGAAUAAUACGAUGCAGAAGUAUAAUUCUAAAAUAUUUAGUUAUAAAUGAUAGAGUUUUAAUAAAAACUAUAACUAGAAGAAUUUGAUGAGGCUUGGGAGGACCUCUACAAAAUUGAAUAAGAUAGAAUCAAAGAAGCAGAAAAUACCAUCUAUUCACUCCAUUUGUAUGUUAUAUUAUAAUCAUAGCAAGGAAAUGGAAUAAUUAUAAAAAUAAUUACAAGAGUAAUCUAUUCCAAAAAUUAAAUUUUCUUCAGAUAUUAUAUAAAAAUAAGCUUUAUAUAAUUAGUUAUUCAGAGCUGGGCAGUAUAAAUUAAAUAUAUAUAGUUAUGCUGACGCAGAUCUAGUUUAGAAAAAAUUGUAGGAAUAGAUGGAUUUAGAAAAUUAGAAAUGGGAAAAAUAACAUGUUGAAAAAAUAGAAAAUAAAUUGAAUUAAUUAACGAAAAAAUAAAUUAAUGAAUUACAAGUCCUUAAAUAAAAACUAAAUAGCUAAAUCUAAUAAUUCAUAAUAAAUAGAGAUAAUUAAAAGCAAUUACUUAUAAACAAAUUGUAGAUAAUUAAAGUUGAAAAAGAAUAAAAAAUAAAUUAAGAUAUUAGCAAGAUGAAUCAAUAAGUUAACAAAUUAUUAUAAAAAAUGUAGCUACAACAAUGA